CCAUAGCUACAACUCCUGCCAGGCAGCCCUCUCGCUUGAGACUUCAGGCCCAAGGGUCUGCCGCCAACCUUGUUUGUUUUUUAACCUUGCCAAUGCCUUUGGGAAUAGGCCCUUUAUGAAACUCUCCACAAACUACGCAUUUGGAAUGUGCCACUUGAUUCCUGCCAGAACUCAGACACAACUCAACCCUCCCACUGCCAGUGUCGAGAUUUGCGAAUGAAGAGCAAAACUCUUACUGAGCACCCACUAUAGGUGGAUUAGUGCGGUGCUUUUACACGUUAGCCCGUGUAAUCAUCACAAUAAACCUUUUACAGAUAAGGAGACUGGAUUCAGGGGCUUCAUUACAUAUCUUGCUAAAGAUCACCAGGCUCUUAAGGAGCAGGAUCAGACCGGAACCCAGGUAGAUCUCAUCCCAGAAACAUCUACCUGCUCUGGAAGCCACCCUAGGUACUCUUAACUCUAGAAAAAGACUUGGCAAAGGACUGAGAGGCAAUGGAAGGAUUAGGACUGUUUCUCCACUGAUCAUCUGAAUUAUAAUCGCCUGGGAUGCUUUAUAAAACUCCAGGUUCUCCGAACUACUAGUAUCUGUCCCAAUCUCAGCGGUCUUGGUACGUCUAUUUCCACACUCACUGCGCUGGAUUGCAUAAUAAUGAACUCUUAUUUCGGCAGAUACUUCCUUCCAAUUAGACACUAGUGGAUUUUCACAAACUCUAGCUGACUUCAUACAGCGGCUUAGCGUGUCCAAGCGUCCAAUCUGAAUAUCGCAAAGUGUCCAAUUGCAAUUGCUUCCCCGGGAGGUGGAGGGACUCCCGGCCGGACACGUGCCUCUGGGGAGAUGGCCUCGCUGUUCCGCAAUAAUCAGGAUGGCGGCUACGGUGACGCUGGAGCCCGCGGGCCGCUGCGCGUGGGACGAGCCCGUGCGCAUCACCGUGCGUGGCCUCUCCCCGGGACAGCCCGUCACGCUGCGCACGUCCCUGCGCGACGAGAAGGGCGCGCUCUUCCGGGCCCGCGCGCUGUACCAAGCGGACGCCGGCGGCCUCCUGGACCUGGCGCGCGCGCCCGCGCUGGGCGGCAGCUUCACGGGGCUCGAGCCCAUGGGGCUGCUCUGGGCCCUGGAGCCCGAGAAGCCCUUGGUGCGGCUGGUGAAGUGGGACGUGCAGACGCCCUUCGCGGUGGAGCUGGAGGUGCUCGAGGGCCACGAGCCCGACGCCGGGCGGCUCCUGGGCCGGGCGGUGCUGGAGCGCGACUUCCUGCGGCCGGGGAUGCGGCGGGUGCCGGUGCGCGCGGGCCGGGUGCGCGGCACGCUCUUCCUGCCGCCUGGUGCAGGACCCUUCCCCGGGAUCAUCGAUCUGUUUGGGAGUGGUGGUGGCCUUUGUGAAUACAGGGCCAGCCUCCUGGCUGGACAUGGUUUUGCUGUGCUUGCUUUGGCUUAUUUCAAAUUUGAAGACCUCCCUGAAUAUUUGGAUGCUGUGCACCUGGAGUACUUUGAAGAAGCCGUAGACUUCAUGCUGCAGCAUCCAAAGGUGAAAGGCCCUGGUGUUGGGCUUCUUGGCUUCUCCAAAGGAGGUGACCUGUGUCUCUCAAUGGCCUCUUUCUUGAAGGGCAUCACAGCCACUGUACUUAUUAAUUCCUGUGUGGCCAGCGCAAUAUCUCCACUGCGUUACAAGGAUAUGUUUAUUCCCAGGCUUGGCAGUGACCCAGGGAAAAUUGUAGCUACUGAGUCAGGGGUUUUAAUUAUUUUGGAUGUUUGGGAUAAUCCACUGGACGAACUCAACUAUCAAAGUAUUAUUCCAUUGGAAAGAGCCCAGGGGCCUUUUCUGUUUCUUGUUGGCUUGGAUGAUCAUAGCUGGAAGAGUGAAUUCUAUGCUCGUAUAGCCUCUGAACGGUUACAAGCCCAUGGGAAAGACAGACCCCAGAUAAUCUACUACCCAGGAACUGGUCACUGUAUUGAACCACCUUAUUUUCCUGUUUGUAGAGCUUCUGUGCAUACAGUGUUAGGCCAAGCAAUACUCCAUGGAGGUGAGCCAAAGGCACAGUCAAGGGCACAGGUAGAUGCCUGGCAGGAAAUUCAAACUUUCUUCCAUAAACAUCUCAAUGGUAAAAAAUCUGUGCCAUCCAGCAAAAUGUGACAUUGUAAUCAUAGACCAGAUACUAUGAAUAAAAAUCUAAUUCAUACAACAUGUAUUGGGUUUUCCAGAGCACACAGGA
Molecule: messenger RNA, 2208 nt
Organism: Felis catus (domestic cat)
Lineage: Eukaryota; Metazoa; Chordata; Mammalia; Carnivora; Felidae
Product: acyl-coenzyme A thioesterase 6-like
Exons: 3
Coding region: 864-2129 (421 amino acids)
Biological process (GO): fatty acid metabolic process; acyl-CoA metabolic process
Molecular function (GO): fatty acyl-CoA hydrolase activity
Source: RefSeq, a predicted model, not a curated record